GGGGCAGCCAGGCGAGCCCGCGCCCCGCUCAGUGGCCCGGCUGCUCCCGCUCUUUUCGGUCCUCCCCCUCCUCUUCUCAGGCUUCGGUCACCUCACCAGUAGCUCAACAUGUCCGACGACGAAGAGUACAGCUCGGAGGAGGAGGAGGAGGAGGAUGACGGACAGGCCCAGAAGGCAGCUGAGGCGGAGAAACAGAAAAGAGCCGAGGUGGACAGGAAGAAGGCUGAAGUCAGGAAACGCCUGGAGGAGACGUCCGCUGCCAAGAAGGCCAAGAAAGGUUUCAUGACACCAGAAAGGAAGAAGAAACUCAGGCUACUACUGCGGAAAAAGGCCGCCGAAGAGCUGAAGAAGGAACAGGAAGUUAAGGCCGAGGAGAGAAGGCGAAUAAUUAUUGAACGAUGCGGUCAGCGGAAGAACACAGAUGACGCCAGUGAAGAGGACCUCAUCGCCAUAUGCAAGGAUUACCAUGACCGUGUCUACUUGUGCGAGUCGCAAAAGUGGGACUUGGAGCACGAAGUCCUUCGCCUCGGCGUGGAGAUCAACGAGCUCAACAUCUCCGUCAACGACCUUCGCGGCAAAUUUAUCAAGCCAACCCUGAAGAAGGUGUCGAAAUACGAAAACAAAUUCGCCAAGCUGCAGAAGAAGGCGGCUGAAUUCAAUUUCAGAAACCAGCUGAAACAGGUCAAGAAGAAGGAAUUCACACUCGAGGACGAAGAGAAAGACGCCGGCAAGCCGGACUGGGCCCCGAAACACGACGAGGAGAAGCAGGAGGGCGAGGAGGGCGAGGAGGGUCAGGCAGAGGCGGCACCGGCGGAAGGUAGGUGCCACCCCAUCCGCUCGACGAACGGCAGCAAUCCACCGUCAGACGUGAUAGAACUGCGUAGUGCUUCUUUUACAUGAUUGCUACUUUUAACU
Pollicipes pollicipes is the source of this 915-nucleotide messenger RNA. RefSeq names its product troponin I. The record is from RefSeq and is a predicted model, not a curated record. The transcript has 11 exons. Gene Ontology annotation, biological process: muscle contraction. NCBI's taxonomy places the organism in Eukaryota, Metazoa, Arthropoda, Thecostraca, Pollicipedomorpha, Pollicipedidae. Gene Ontology annotation, cellular component: troponin complex. The coding region runs from base 109 to 900 and encodes 263 amino acids.